Molecule: messenger RNA, 1835 nt
Organism: Danio aesculapii
Lineage: Eukaryota; Metazoa; Chordata; Actinopteri; Cypriniformes; Danionidae
Gene: hspbp1
Product: HSPA (heat shock 70kDa) binding protein, cytoplasmic cochaperone 1
Exons: 8
Coding region: 176-1174 (332 amino acids)
Molecular function (GO): protein binding
Source: RefSeq, a predicted model, not a curated record
CACGCGCGCCACUGUCUAGCAGCAGGUAGAAUCUGGAAGCUUCUGGAUCCUCAAUGGUGUGUUUAUAAUAACGGAGCUGAACUCAAGUGUAACUAUUUACAUUGCUGGAAAACCUGACACACGUCCAUAUAACUUCUGCCACUACUUCUAAAUCGGACACACAGCAUUUAAAAAGAUGGCUGAAGGCAGAGGUAACCGGCAUCACCCUCAUAAUCUGCAAGGUGUUCUUCAGAUGGCAGUGGAGGCGGGUUCUGCUUCUGAUGGUCCAGCUCCGCUAGAACCCAUGACACAAGAGAGGAUGGAUUUUCUGCGAGGAGCUCUUUCUGAAGUGUGUAAAGGACAGAUGGAUGAGGUCGAGCAGAUGAAGCAGUGUUUGGAGGUGCUGAAAACUGAUGAAUGCAAGGACAGAGAAGAUGAUGGAGAGCAGGACGAAGAAGAGGACGAGCGGGAAGAAGCGCUGGAAAUACUUUCUGAGCUUUGUGAAAACCUGGACAAUGCAAGAGAUCUGAUGAAGCUGGGUGGUCUGGACCUGUGUUUGUCACGGUGUCUCUGUCACUCAGAGGCUGGCAUUCGCUGGAGAGCAGCUCAGCUCAUCGCCAGCUCGGCCCAGAAUAUGCCGGAGGUGCAGUUCUACCUGCUCAACCAGGGGGCGCUGCUGACCCUCCUGCAGCUCGCAGAUAAUGACCCACACAGCACAGUCAGGGUUAAAGCACUCUAUGCAGUGUCCUGUUUAGUACGUGAACAGGAAGCAGGACUGAAGGACUUCCUAUCACAUGAUGGCUUUUCUGUGCUAAUGAGGGGGAUGCAGUCAGACAGUGAGAAGCUGAGAACUAAAUCAGCGUUUCUUCUCCUUAACCUUCUGAACAGUCACCCAGAACACAAAGAUACAGUGUUGUCUAUGGGAAUGGUCCAGCAGCUGGUGUCUGUUCUCCGCUCUCCUCAUUCCUCUGUUCACGAACAUGUGCUUGGCGCCCUCUGCUGUCUGGUGGAGGACUCUCCCCACGGCGUGAGCGACUGCAGAGAUCCAUCGCUGGGCUUGGAGGAGCUGCUCAAACAGAGAGUGCAGGAUCUAAGGGGGCAAGAGGAGAGUCUGGAGGAACUGGAGUUUUGUGAACGUUUACGAGUGGUUUGUUUUCCGGGUCAAACACCGGAGGAUAAUGUCAUGGAUCGCUGACCAUCUGAUUGCUGAUUCAACGAAAAACAGCAACCCCCAGUUUGUAUUCCUUCUCUGUUUAAGAGAGAAACCAAAACAAUAGGAAGAAUACUGUUAAAAAGAUCGACUUGAAAGAGACUAUGACAUCUGAAUUUUCAGCGUUGAGUUUAGCUAUGUGUGUGUUCACGUGCAAACUCAUGUACCACAUACUGCACACAAACACUCAUGUGUAAUGAUGAUGAAUAUGUACAUUUGUGUAUAAUAUCUCAGUUUGUUUUUAUAAAUGUGCUGUUUUACAGUCAACUUUCGAAACUUUAAGGGACAGUACACCCAAAAAUGACAAUUUUGCCAUCAUUUAUUCUCACUUAACACUUGAGUUUGUUCUGUUGAUCAUAAAAGAAAAUAUUUUGAUUCGUCCAUUGACUUCCAUUGUAAUUUGUUGUCCUACUAUGGAAGUAUCAGCAUUGUAACUAUCUUAUAUUGUGUUCAACAGAAGAAAGAAGUUCAUCAUGUUUAAAACCACAUAAUAGAGUAAAUGAUGAGGUAUUUUACAUGUUUUGGGUGAACUAUCCCUUUAAAAGCUGGCUAAUCACACAAACACAAAGCCAUAAUGUAGAACUGCACAUUAUUAUAGGAAAUAAUGUGUUAAUUUGAAAUAAACACAAUCAAACCUGUCGUUAAA